AUGGCGAGUUAUUUUGAUAUGAACGAAUUCAGCGUAGAACAGCUUAUGGCUCUCAACAGUAUCAUAGAUAGUGACAACGAGAUCGAUGAAAGAGUAGAGGCCAUCAUGGCCGACAGAAACUACAGGAUUGUACCUGAUGAUAAGGGCAAAGAUCCCUUUGAAGGAGAAAGACAAUUCAUAGAUGAAGUUGACCGUGAUAUGGAGGUAAAGAAACCAAGACGUCUUCCUUUGAACUAUAAGGGUAGAAGAGGAAUUAUGCCAACGUGGAAGUACUCUGAGAGGCAAAAGGCAAAGGCCCUACUUGUAGAGGAGGCAUACCAAAGUUUACUAUCAAAGGGCGUUCAGGGAUUACCACCAACAAUGGGAGGUAGAUGGCGCGCAGAUGAUCCUCAAGUAAACGAGGAAAUCAAGAGGAUUGAAAAUCAAAGGAAUCCCAAGACUAAGCGUCCCAGAGGUAGACCACCAAAGGCAAAAACCGACCCCGAAGUUAAGGUUCCCAAAAAGAGAGGUAGACCACCAAAGGUAAAGUCCGAUGCUGAAGUGAAGAUUCCUAAGAAGAGAGGUAGACCACCAAAGGCAAAGUCUGAUGCUGAUCGAAGUGAAGGUUCCCAAAAAGAGAGGUAGACCACCAAAGGCAAAGUCUGAUGCUAAGGUUAAAAGGCAAACUGUAGCUGAAAGAUUCCUGAGCCAAAGGAAGGUAAAACUCUCAGUGCCUGCCGAUAGUGUCAUAACCCCAAUAGGUCCAGGUAAGUUCACAAUUCACGUGGAUCUUAAUAAGAGACCUGUGAGGAAAGCUCCUGAGGUGCCUAAGGGUGUAGCUCCAUGGAGACCGAUACCUAAGCCUAGAACGGUACUUCCUAGGGAAAGACCUGUACCACUAUUAAAGUAGUGUCUCCCCCUAAGUUACGUAAGCCUGUAAGAGUGUCGAGGGAAGUUAAGGAGCAGCCUAUAGUGGUUACACCAGAGGAACACGAAAUCGAUCCAUUUGGAACAUACCUUGAAAAGCCAUUCCAUAGGAAAAUCGAAACAGCCGCAAAUGGAGCCGCUGUGACUUACUCGAUAACUCCUCAUUAUAUGGACCCUCUGGACCAGAUGACUGCAAGUAGACAGGUAGUGAGAGGAAUACUUGUUAACGAGUUGAAGAGAAUGGGUGGGUUGAAGUACACAGAGACUCUGAAGGUGAGAAUGUCAAAGGAAAUUGGUGACGGGAAAACCAAGAAGGACUCGGUCUACUUCAAAUCUAAGACUGGUACUGCAACUAACUUCGAGGACAUUGAAAGUACUGCUCCUCAAAACCAACUGACAAUAUUGUCCAGAAUUGAAACCUUCCAAAACUUAGGUUCAAACUGGAUUAUACUCAAUAUUGAGAGUCAUUACGUAAACAUCGCAAUGUACAAACCAUUAAAGGGUAGUUCAUAUAUGAAACUUCCAGGGGACAUUAGUAAUCCAAACUGUGGGCUCAUCAAUAUGAAGAACAAUGACAACAUGUGUUUCCUGUGGAGUCAUGUGAGACAUCUGAAUCCUAAGGCUAGGAGGGCAACCACUAUCACACAGAAAGACAGGGAAUUCAUAACGAACCUGGAUUACAAGGGUAUAGACUUCCCCGUGAAGAUAAGUGACAUCGAUAAAAUUGAGAGGAAAAAUAGUAUCAACAUAUCGGUGUUCGGUUACAAGGGUAAGAAACAGUUCUACCCCAUAAGGAACUCAAAGGCUAAACAUGAUGAGCAUAUGGAGCUUCUACUCCUAGGUGAUAGUGAAGGUAACAGCCAUUAUGUGCUCAUAAAGGAUGUAAACAGGAUGCUCUUCAGUGUAAGUAAACAUACAAAUAAGAAGCACUUCUGUCUACACUGUCUUCAUAGUUGUGUGAGUGAAGAGGUACUGGAGAAGCAUAAGGAAACAUGUCUGGAGGUAAAUGGAACUCAGGCCGUAAAUCUUCCCAAGGAAGGGACAAAAAUCAAGUUCAAAAAUCACAGGAACUCAAUGCCUGUGCCGUUUGUGAUAUACGCUGAUUUUGAGUCUAUACUGGUGCCCGAGGAGAGAAAGGUGGAGUCAGAAAACCCUGAGGACAAAAGUAGUACAGACCUUUACCAGACACACAAGGCUUGUAGUUUUGGUUUGAAUACUGUCUGCCAUUAUGAUGACAAGUACUCUGGUGAGUAUAAGAGUUACGUUGGAGAGGACGCUGCACUGGUAUUCCAGAAGACUGUAUUGAAAGAGUCCUUCAGAUGUAGAGAGAUGGUCAACAAUAUAUACAAGAAAAAGAUGAUAAUUACACCUAAACAAGAAGCUGAGUUCUGGAUGGUAAGAAACUGUUCAAUAUGUGGUAAUGAUCUUGGUGAGGACAGAGUAAGAGACCAUGACCAUGUAACAGGAAUGUACCGUGGAGCUGCUCAUAAUAUAUGCAAUCUAAAGUACAGAAUUACAUGGAAAGUGCCUGUGGUCUUCCACAACCUGAGAGGUUACGACAGCCAUCUGAUUAUGCAGGAAAUUGGUAAGUUUAAGAUGAACAUCAACGUGGUUCCAAAUAAUAUGGAAAAAUACAUCUCAUUCUCACUGGGUAAAAAUCUGGUCUUCAUAGACUCUAUACAGUUCAUGGCUUCUUCACUGGAAGCGCUGGUAAGUAACCUUUCACCUGAGGACUUCAGAAUAGUAGGUAAGAGGUGGAAGGGUGAGGACUUCAAUCUAGUAACACAAAAAGGAGUGUUUCCAUAUGAGUUCCUCGAUAACAUUAGCAAACUCAAUACAGAAGGUCCUCCGAGUAGGGAUAAGUUCUACUCUUCACUGUAUGAGUCAGAGGUGAAGGAAGAAGAUUACCAGAGAGCUCAAAAAGUAUGGGAUCACUUCACGAUGAAAACCAUGAGAGACUACCACGAUCUCUACUUGGAGACUGACGUUUUUCUACUAGCUGAUGUGUUUGAAAACUUCAGGAGAACAAGUCUGGAAAGUUAUAAACUUGACCCCGCACAUUACAUGUCAGCACCUGGUCUAAGCUGGGACGCUUUCCUGAAAAAGUCAGGUGAAGAAAUAGAACUUGUAAGUGAUAUGGAUAUGUUUCAGUUCUUCGAGAAGGGUAUGAGAGGUGGUACAAGUUAUAUUGCUCAUAGACACUCCACAGCUAAUAAUAAGUACAUGGAGACGUAUGACGAGUCGUCUGAGAACAAGUACUUGAUGUACCUCGAUGCUAAUAAUUUAUAUGGCUGGGCAAUGUCACAAUCACUCCCAAAUGGAGAGUUUGAGUUGGUUGAGGAAUUCGAUGGUAUGAAUCUAGACGACUACCUUGAGGACAGCGAAAGAUGUAUGAUUUUAGAGGUUGACCUAGACUAUCCAGAAAAACUUCACAAUCUACAUAACGGUUAUCCUUUAGCACCAGAGAGUAAGGAAAUUGAUUCUUCCAUGUUGUCAGAUUAUGCUAAAAGUAUUGCUGAGAAAUUCCAGCUGAAAAUUGGAGGUGUAAAGAAACUUGUAACUUCACUAGGUCCAAAGAAGAACUACGUCUUACAUGUACGUAAUCUGAAACUGUACACAGACCUUGGGAUGAAACUCACGAAGGUCCAUAGAGCGGUUACGUUCAAGCAGUCUCCCUGGCUUAAGGACUAUAUAGACUUCAAUACGAAGAAAAGGUCUGCAGCCCGUAACACGUUCGAAAAGAACUUCUUCAAGUUGAUGAACAAUUCGAUUUAUGGAAAGACUAUGGAGAAUCUUAAGAAAAGGGUUGAUGUGAAAUUAGUGUCCUCCAAAGACUACCUCCUGAAACUGACAGCGUCACCGUGCUUCCAGUCACAUCGAAUCAUGAAUGAGAAUCUUGUAGUGGUAAAGAGGAUGAAAGAAGUUCUAACGCUAAAUAAACCGUGUUACGUAGGAAUGAGCAUCUUAGACUUAUCCAAGACCUUAAGUACGAUUUCCACUACAACACCAUCAAGAGGGAGUACGGUAACAGCUCAAGGCUACUGUUCACUGAUACUGAUAGUCUGAUGUAUGAACUGAAGACGGAUGAUGUUUAUGAGAACUUUAAAAGAAUUGGUGAAGAGCAAAACUGUUGGGAUAAUUAG
This is a messenger RNA of Paramuricea clavata, 4049 nucleotides long. Lineage: Eukaryota; Metazoa; Cnidaria; Anthozoa; Malacalcyonacea; Plexauridae. The record is from the annotation of a GenBank genome assembly.